Molecule: messenger RNA, 1467 nt
Organism: Poeciliopsis prolifica (blackstripe livebearer)
Lineage: Eukaryota; Metazoa; Chordata; Actinopteri; Cyprinodontiformes; Poeciliidae
Gene: ptger4c
Product: prostaglandin E receptor 4 (subtype EP4) c
Exons: 2
Coding region: 16-1467 (483 amino acids)
Biological process (GO): cellular response to prostaglandin E stimulus; positive regulation of cytosolic calcium ion concentration; negative regulation of inflammatory response
Cellular component (GO): plasma membrane
Molecular function (GO): prostaglandin E receptor activity
Source: RefSeq, a predicted model, not a curated record
UUUUUUAUUUAAAGAAUGAUUAACGAAACCGCUGCGUUUGGGGAACUGGACUCCGACGUUUCUGAGCCGAUGCACUCUCAUCUCCUCAGCCACAACCUCACCACCUUCCCCGCGCUCCGACUCGAGUUCAAGUCGCUGGUCACUUCAGCCACGAUGUUCGCCGUGGGAGUUCUGGGGAACCUCAUCGCCAUUGUCGUGUUGUGCGUCUCCAAGAAGGAGCAGAAGGAAACCACCUUCUAUACGCUGGUGUGCGGGAUGGCCAUCACCGACCUGCUGGGCACGUGCUUCACCAGCCCGGUGGUCAUCGCCACGUACGUGUCCAGCCGCUGGCCGGGAGGCGAGCUGCUCUGCCACUUCUUCUCCUUCUCCAUGCUGUUCUUCGGCUCGGCCGGGAUGUCCAUCCUCUGCGCAAUGGCGGUGGAGCGAUACCUGGCCAUCAACCACGCGUAUUUCUACUCCAAGCACAUAGACCGGACCAUGGCGCGCUUUGCGCUCCUGGUCACCUACCUGGCCAACAUCGUGCUGUGCAUCAUGCCCAGCUUUGGCUUCGGACAGCACGUCAGGCACUUCCCCGGCACUUGGUGCUUUCUGGACUGGAGGUCGGGAGAUCCGGUCGGCGCGUGCUACUCCUUCCUGUACGGCGGCGUCAUGCUGCUGCUGAUCGCGGUGACUGUCAUGUGCAACCUGGCGGUGUGCAGGUCUCUGGUGGGGAUGAACCAGAGGACGGGGAUCGUCAGGACGGAGCUGUGUGAGCACAGCGGGUUACGGCGUCGCUUCCCCCGGCUGUCUUCUGUAACCUCUGCCGCAGAGAUCCAGAUGUUCUGGCUGCUGGUCUUCAUGACCAUCGUGUUUCUGGUCUGCUCCAUUCCCUUAGUGGUGCGAAUCUUCGUGAACCAGCUCUACGACCCCUCCUACAUCUCUGCUGGGGGGAGACCUGACUACCGGGGCGACAUGCUGGCGAUCCGCUUCGCCUCCUUCAACCCCAUCCUGGACCCCUGGGUCUACAUUUUGUGCAGAAAGAACCUGUUGCUGAAAGGCUGCGGAAGGCUCAAGAGUGUGAUGACUCGGGCAGAGGACGGCCGUGGGGACGAAAAGAGCUGGGUGGAGGGUCGGAACUCCCCCCCAUCUAUACACAGCAACUACACCAGUUAUGCGUCGUUGCGCACGGCCAGCUACAGGAACGAGCCGGGGCUCCCGCUGCCCAUCAAGAACUCCACUUUCACAGACUUUGCGCUCCGACAAGCGUGGGAGUACGACACGGCGCGGGUCAACUUCCACCCGUUCAGCGUGGAGUCCGCGGCGAACAUCGGCAGCGAAGAGGAAGCAGAAGCAGCGAUUCACCCGGGACACGACGCGGCGGAGACGGUCUCUCCAGGACGGGGCGGCGUGGGGCACGUCCACAGAGUGGACAUCGUCACCUGCACGUUCAGCACCCCGAGCUCCAGUCAGUCUGCCAAAUGCUUCUGA